GUCAGGUUGGGUAUAGGUCCAUGGCUGGAUGAGGCUGUAUUUGGUUCAUUAAAUGUAUAAAAACUGUGAUGAUCAAACACUUGUGAAGUGUUAAGUCUGUAGAUAGUUCAAAACUUAGACGCAUAUAGCGACUUUUCACAAAGCUGUGAACACCGACGUCUUUGAUAGGAAUGGUUCAAAUAAUAGUAAGAGGCAGUGAGGACGGGAGUAAGCCUCCUGAGUGGCUACUGGUGGAGUUGCAGGGCGAGAUCGUGUCCCGCCACAACUCUGGCCUGGCAGGGAAUGUGAUGGGAGAUCUGCUCUAUACAAAAGAGGGGGUGCCAGUGCUCAUAGUUGGCCAUCACAUCCUAUAUGGCAAACAUGUCAAACUUGAGAAGCCCUUUGCAGUCCUGAUCAAGCACCCUGGACACUCUCGGGACAUGUGUGAUGAUACCUCUGAAGCCAUGGAGACAGAACUACAGGCCCCCAGCUUCACAACUUACUCUGUGACUGCUUUGAUCAAGAAGAAACUUAUCUUCAAAACACGACCCAAACCCAUCAUUACCAAUGUGCCCAAAAAGGUGUAAGCUCCAACGAAUAGGUGGCGAAAUGACUGAACAAGAUUCAUAUUUUGGCAUGGAUGUUCAUUUGUAUAUUGUAUAAUAGUUUUUAUUGUAACAAGAAUAUUAAUAAGCCUA
Molecule: messenger RNA, 677 nt
Organism: Periophthalmus magnuspinnatus
Lineage: Eukaryota; Metazoa; Chordata; Actinopteri; Gobiiformes; Gobiidae
Gene: chtf8
Product: CTF8, chromosome transmission fidelity factor 8 homolog (S. cerevisiae)
Exons: 3
Coding region: 171-566 (131 amino acids)
Biological process (GO): mitotic sister chromatid cohesion
Cellular component (GO): Ctf18 RFC-like complex
Source: RefSeq, a predicted model, not a curated record